AUGGCUCCUCAGACCAGACUCCGCAACAAUAUGUUUAAAUGGCUUGAAACUGAGGGUGCGGCGUACAGAACUCACACUCCAGGGACAACCAAUUACUUAAGGAGCGUGCAAAGUGCAAAUAGGGAUGGGCCGAACAGGAAGCCAUUCCCAGGAAACCCAGCAUUUAUCAGUGAGAGCAUCCUGAGCGAGGAGCUGCGGAACGAAAUCUACGACCAGGUUGUGAAUAAGAAGAACAGUGUACGAGCCGGUAAAACAAUGGCCUUACCAUAUGCUCGUGCGGUGCACGAAAUGGUGCCUUGCACGCCACUGUUUUCUAAUCCCCACGAUCGUCGCCCCCACGAGUCGAUCAACGACCUCCCUGUCCACCCUACCACCUCUCCUCAAAUUUUCUACCCCGUUUCUGAAUCCCGACGAUUCACUCGUAGUGAUGCCGGUCGUGUCUUCUCCGCUGCACCGGCGCUACCACAUUACCGAGUCGCCAAGGAGGAGUCUGACCCCGACGCUACAGUGAGCUUUGUGACGCAGCACCCUCACCGGAUCGAGCAGGUCGGCAAGGGUGCCAACAAACAAGGAGUCCUUCAGCCGGCUGAUGCUCGGAUUCCGCACCCGCAUCUCAUCGCGCAUGAACGCCGUCGCAUCACGCACCCGGAAGAGUCUCGGGAGAACAAUCGUCUGUAUCAACAGCGCCUCCGGGAGGCAGAAAAGGCCCGGAAAGCCAUCAAGGACAAAGAAGUAGCUCGCAAAGAAGCAGAACUCCUCAAGGUGCAGCCCGAGUCGUCACGCUUCGACUUCCAUUUCAAGGACGUGGUCGUCAGUAAGGAGACCACUGGUCCUGACGGUCGUGGCCACGCCGCCCCCGGUCGCAGAUAUGGUAUUCCCAGCUACGAUCGGAAGAGGGGCCAAGUCAAGAUUCCCACAAGUGUUCAGGUCUAG
Aspergillus tanneri is the source of this 933-nucleotide messenger RNA. RefSeq names its product mitochondrial 37S ribosomal protein mS45. Lineage: Eukaryota; Fungi; Ascomycota; Eurotiomycetes; Eurotiales; Aspergillaceae. Gene Ontology annotation, molecular function: structural constituent of ribosome. The record is from RefSeq and is a predicted model, not a curated record. Gene Ontology annotation, cellular component: mitochondrial small ribosomal subunit. The transcript has 2 exons. Bases 1 to 933 code for a protein of 310 amino acids. Gene Ontology annotation, biological process: mitochondrial translation.